CCGAGAGUACCACGAUGCUUUCCCAUCGUCGUUCUCGUACGCUGGCAUCCCACCGAUGCGUGACGUCGAGCACUCCAUUGAGCUUGUGCGUGACUAUCGUGUUCACCACCAGGCACCCUACAGACUCUCGAUCCCCGAGGGCACCGAACUCAAGCGUCAUCUUGAGGAGCUCCUGAGAUUGGGUUUCAUUAAGCCCAGCAACUCCCCGUGGGGUGCACCCGUCCUCUUUGCUCGCAAAGCGGAUGAAUAUUUUCGUCUCUGCAUCGACUACCGCGGUCUCAACCGCUACACGGUUAAGAACUGUUACCCCAUGCCUCAUUCCGAUGAGCUGUUCGACUGCCUAGCAGGCAACCGCUUCUUUACGAAGAUUGAUCUUCGUAGUGGUUGCUAUCAGAUCCGCGCCGCUGCAGCCGACCAGCCGAAGACCGCGUUCCGAUCGCGCUUCGGCCACUACGAGUUUAUGGUGAUGCCAUUCGGUCUCACCAACGCACCCGCUACCUUUCAAAAAGCGAUGAACGACAUCUUCAGGGUCAUCCUGGAGCAUUACAUUCUCGUCUACCUCGACGGUAUUCUGGUCUACAGUCGUACCUUUGCGGAACACCUCAGACACCUCCGCGACGUCCUUGACCGCUUGCGCAGACAUGGCUUCUACGCCAAGCUGAGCAAGUGCUGCUUUGCCCAGCACAAAGUGGAUUUCUUACGACACUGCGUGUCAGACCAUGGUCUCCACAUGGACGACGCGAAGAUCACUGCUAUUGCGGAGUGGGCCGCUCCCACAUUCACCAAGCAGCUUCGCAGCUUCCUAGGCGUGACCAACUACUAUAGUAAUUUCAUCCGGGGAUACGCUAGCUUCAUGGACUUCGUCACGAUCAGCUCUGCCUACUUCAGACGUCAUCACUCCCUUACCACUUUACCCUGUACAGUACCCUGCUUGUGUCGCAUGAUGGUCUCCCUUUAGCCGGGUUCCUCUGAGUUGGGCUCUCCCUUGGUUUGCAACAAUUGUUGUGACGACUGCAUCAGCAGUCCCCCUAAUCCCCCCCCCUCCCUUCCCCUUUUUGUGUGAUUUUGUUUUCCUCUGCAAUUGGUGUAGUCCCAACCACCUCUUUUUUUUUUUUUUUUUUUAACUACAUGAAUGAAGACUUCCUCAAUGGUUCCCAUUGUUGAGCAAGGGGUGUGCCAAAUUUUACUGAACAUGUCAGUCUCACAGAUUCAUCGAAAUCGAGUUUAUAGGAAUCUCGGAUGACUGAGCUUCCGAACAUCCGAUCCAAACGUCCAACCCAGCAAUCCGGUGAUUGAAUAACUGAUAACUUAAAAAAUAUUAGAUAUUAAAAAAUAUUUAACAAAAUAAAAUACACAAU
Chara braunii is the source of this 1358-nucleotide messenger RNA. The record is from the annotation of a GenBank genome assembly. Lineage: Eukaryota; Viridiplantae; Streptophyta; Charophyceae; Charales; Characeae.